This is a messenger RNA of Brassica napus (rape), 1445 nucleotides long. Its product is annotated as indole-3-acetic acid-induced protein ARG7. The record is from RefSeq and is a predicted model, not a curated record. NCBI's taxonomy places the organism in Eukaryota, Viridiplantae, Streptophyta, Magnoliopsida, Brassicales, Brassicaceae. Gene Ontology annotation, biological process: response to auxin. The transcript has a single exon. The coding region runs from base 913 to 1290 and encodes 125 amino acids.
UUGGGAUGAGUUCUUAAGGGGGGAUGAAUCUUAAUCAAUGAUACUCUCUUACUCUCGUAUUAUGGACCACUCCAACAUUGACAUCUCCAUCUAUGUAACCUCCCAAGAGACAAUAAGGUUUUCAUCAUGCCUAUCUCUAUCUUGUGAACUACAUUCCUCCCCGUCUACUUGUACCGUCCUAUCUAACCCCUUUUCAUCUGUAAAAAAGAAAAAAAAAUCACCUCUACAUGUAAGUUUUACCAAGUAUGAUCAAAGCAUUAUAAAGAAAAUGCUGAUUAUACUUAGCCAACAUCAUCGCAGGAUUCUAUGUUAGUCCAUGUUUAGAGAAUUUAAGAAGUCACUUGAGCUGCUUAGAUCCAACACAGCUGUAGGAAAAGUCAAUAAGACAAACAUUUCUGCAGAUCAAACUGACUGAAAUUAUAUUUUAGAAUAUCCAAUGCAUGAAUCAUAUAUAAACCAGGGUCACACUUUCUCCAAGAAGAUGUAAACCCAUACUGGACAUUGUCCUUCAGAUCUUAUCUCUCCAUCUCUACUCUUACUGUCUUGUGGGGCCUUAAUCCCCCAAGAACUUCAAGAAGUCUGACAACAAUUUGAACUAAGAAAGAAAAUAGAGCAAUACUUUAAUGUACAUCUAACCAUAGAGUGUGUGUUCGUACAGUUUCGUAUGAAAUUGCAACUUUAUAAGCAAAAAAAAACAGAACCGCACGAUUCAAGUAUUGUAUUACUUAAAAGUUGCCCCAUCUCACCCUUUGGCUAACUGUCAUGUCCAAACAUUUAUUACAGAGCUUUUUUUUUUAUUAUAGAGCUUUGAUAUUUCUACUUCGGCUAUAUAUAUAUAAACCAGUUCACCUAGUACUCUCAUCACAACACUGUCCUCUAUAACUUGUAUAUUAAUCUUCUUCUCCUACUAAGAUGAAUAGCAAAUUCAUCAAGUCUUGUGAAAAGAAACUCAAAGUAAUGACAAGCAAAGUCACAACACCUUGUACGUUUUGCGAGACAUGCUGCCAAGGAUUUUGCUUGGCGUUCAAGAAGGAAGCUGAGAUGAUCCCAAAAGAUGUCCCUAAGGGACACUUGGUUGUCUAUGUGGGUGAGGAAUCAAGGAGGUUUGUUAUAAAGAUCACCUUGCUUACACACCCACUCUUCAAGGCAUUGCUGGAUCAAGCACAAGAUGCUUACGGUUUCAAUAGUGCUGACUCCAGACUAUGGAUUCCUUGCGAUGUGAGUACCUUCCUCAAUGUUGCCCGUUGCGCCGGUGCUCCACAGGGCCAGAGCAACUGCAUGUGUAUCUAGGAAGGUUCUUGUACAGAGAACUCAAGACAUUCAUUGGUUAAUGCUAUUGCAGUAUAUUAAUAAUGUAAAACUUUUUGUAUUGAAUGUGAUAUUAAAUUUCAGUGUGAAAAUUGUUAUUAGCUAAAUGGUAAGCGGUAAACAACGUUAAAGCUCUC